This is a messenger RNA of Acanthoscelides obtectus, 3338 nucleotides long. The record is from the annotation of a GenBank genome assembly. Lineage: Eukaryota; Metazoa; Arthropoda; Insecta; Coleoptera; Chrysomelidae.
GUGCUUCUUACCUCCUAUCCCAUACCAUGACUGCAAAAAUGUAUUAAGUUUGAGUUUUUUCUAAUGUGUAUGUGUCUGGGACCGAACGCUUCCGAAAUCAGAAGAUACUGUGUGGAAUAUCCCUCCUGCAACAUGUCUCUCUUUCGAUUGGACCACAGGUCAUCCAGAAGCCAAGAGUAUUGAAGAGGUACUUAAAUCUUCAAUGAGAAGCCCUCAGGUACACUGGGUCUGGAUGACUUCUAAGGGCAUAACGAGAUAAUGGUAUUGAAUCACUAAGAACGAAUAACAUUGGAACUUAUUGAUUGGAUUCAGGUGUGAACAUAGAUUUAUCAUAGAAACAUCAUAGCCAGAAGCUUCUGAAUAACUGCUAUCAAGAAUAGAAGGCAGCGCUAGCUAGUGAUAGGAAAAAUGACGUAAAAAGACACCGGAACAAAAUACGCGUGAUGAAGACCUUAAUAAUUCAGAGUCGAUUGAAUUGAGUUAGAAUGGCAUCAGGUCCCAUUUUCAGUGAAAUAUGAUAAUGGAUGCAUUACUGAGCACCGUGUUGAAACUUCUUUGGGCCUCCUACUAAGGUCCAGAUGUUUUUUACUAGCAAGGAGGACACGGCUUUCUUCUGGAAAACUCUUAUAAUGGCUCGGACAGAUGAUACCACUUUUGGAUAUGCUUACCCUUCAGGAGGAUGGCUGGCAAAGGUCAGGAAUGCCCUAUCUCAGUUUAGCGAUAUAUUCAGCGAGUUUGACAAAUACGUUGCUCCGGCAUAUCACCAUGACAGAUGCGAAAGGUCUGUCCAAAUGCGCCUCUACACUAUGCACAAAAGAGAGUUUGUUAUGGUUUUCGUCGCAUUCUUUGCAUGUUUUGGCCUCGGUAUCUUCGUAGGCGUCGCCGGGCCUCCCAUCACCAAAACAACAGUCGUAGACAAGUCUCUGCUUCUUCCAAAAACGAAUAGUUCGAAUGGGUAUAAAAGGGACAUCGCCUCAGGCCCUUUCACGAUGCGGACGCCAACUAUGACCACUUAUAGUCAACAACUGUGGGUCAUUACCAAGCUUUCUACAGAAAAUACCGAUGGUGAAAUUAUUGACAAGCAGUUUCAAGUGUCAGUAAGCAUAUCAGGUUUAACAGAAGACCAUAAGCCUGUAGCCAUAUUAGAUUCAAAAAACAACAAUAGGACAAGGCAUCUAAAAUGUGAGAAACAAGCUUGUGAUGAAAUCAUUGUACUCCAUUUAGGCUUUUUGGAUUAUACGCAUUAUAUUAUAACCGUGCAUUUUUAUGGGUUAGAAGCAUUUCAUCAGAGGUAUAACAUAAAGGAUCUCAAGUUCUAUUUCAAGACGUACAAUCCAGGAUUUACAGAGAUAGAAAUUUGGUUCCGCUUUAUAUUUUUAAUAAUGACGUUCUCAGUAAUGUGCUGGUUCCAACACUCUCUGAGGAAAUACCUGCUAUAUGAUUGGUCAAUAGAACAAAAAUGGAUGUCCAUAUUAUUGCCUCUUCUUAUGGCUUACAACAAUCCAGUAUUUCCAAUGUCGUUUCUCCUGAAUUCCUGGAUACCAGGGAUGAUCGAUGCUAUAGCGCAAGCAACAUUUUUAUGCGCGUUGCUACUAUUCUGGCUGUGCAUUUACCACGGCCUCAGACAGAACGAUCGCCAUUUUGUAACAUUUUACCUGCCAAAAUUAUUCAUAGUUGCAAUGCUUUGGAUACCUGCUAUCAUAUUGUCAACUUGGCAAAGGAUAAACGAAUUGCAGGACCCCACAUAUAACCAUACCGUUGACACUUCCAAUUUUUAUAUAAUCCAAGCGUUCUUCUAUAUUUUUGGAGUAAUAUAUCUGAUAUACUUGUUCGUUUUGAUACUAAAGGCGUAUACAGAGCUGCGAUCAAUGCCAUUUUUUGGUCUUCGCUUGAAGUUCUUAACAUUGCUGAUGCUGGUAGUGCUAAUCAUAAGCUGUGUCAUAACGGUCUUUAGGUUUGGAAUUGGAGUUUUGGAAGACAACUUUGUAGCACAGCUUUCUACUCAUUAUAGCAACUCUUCGGAGUUCAUGUCAUUUUAUGGACUGUUGAAUUUUUAUACCUAUACAAUGACCUACGUCUACUCACCUGGUAGCAAAAACAUCCAUGAGCUCGGUAUCACCAAAGAUAACCCUGCAUUUUCAAUGAUAAACGACUCCGACGAGGACGUGAUAUACGGAUCAGACGAAGAAAGUAGAAGGCCUUUGAACAGAACAAGAAACGACGACGACAGCGAUUGAAGAUUGAUAGAAUAAACGAUGUUGGUUUCAUAUCUAGUCGAUGUUGUUCGGUCAGAUCGAAGUUUCAGGAUGCUUGUAUCAAGUGUAAACAUUAUUAUAUCUUAGAGAUGUACGAAAUUCAUUAUGACUUUGUAAGUUACUUUACAGAAUAGCUAUGAACUUUCAAACUUGUAGCAAAUUUACUCCAAUGAGAUGACGUGUACAGAGUGUUCCGUACUUUAAUGGAAAUAGUGGACCAAUAAGUAGUAUGGACGGAGAUCUUUUGAAAUCUGAAAAUAAAAAGUUCUAAGUUCAGUGUCUACGCCUAAUAUUUAAUAUCACAUAUGCCCUUUUGAAUCAUUUUUUUCAUAUUUGAGACGAUAACAUAGUUACCUAGAAGUUUUAAGCUGAAAAUUGAAAUGUCUAUUAACGAAACAAUCCAAUGGGUGGUGCUAAUUAUUAAUUUUGAUUUUCCCUCUAAUCCAUGCAUUUUUCUUUAUAUGUGGAAUCAUAAUAAAUCUAAAGCGUAGCUUACAUGGCGUUGCACUUAAUAAAAUACAAGUAAGUUUUGAGCAUAAUCUUGUGGAACGUGGAUGAAGUCAAGCUAACAUCCAUUGAUAUUUUCAGUUUUGUGUCACAUAAGCCGCUAAAAAUAAGAUUAUUGAGUAAGUAAAAAUGUUUCACUGAAAAACACUAAUAAAUGUCAAAACAAUGUAUUUCGAUAAUGAAUUAGUACUAUUUAUUGCAUUUGCUUGUAUAUAUUCAAACAUUUCAACAUUCAGCUUAAGAGGUGUUCUUAAGAAACAAGAAAAUGACAAAAUUGAGCCCGGCCCUGGAUUUUUCAACCGUCCUUCUAGUUUUACCCUACUCCCAGCUUAUUUAGUUAUUGUACAAGCUUUCAACAAUUUCAAUAGUGCCUGAAAUAUAUAUUACAGCGGAGCAGAAGCCUGAUGUGAAGAGAUUAUACGUAAUAUUAUAUUAAUUUGGUGUGCUUAAAUAUUGUAAUCCCUAAAAACUGAAUACUACCUACAGUUCCAUUUAAGUACGGCACACCCUUGUAUGUUUUUACAGAGGUAAGUUAUUGGAUUAUGUUCAUUUGAUAUUGUGAUAUUAGUUUAAUAA